GGCCAAGUCAGAACUCAAAGCACCUGCACCUGUGGAAUACAAAAUGUGGCUCCUACAAUUAAUAGCGGGUUUGUUAAGUUUGGGAUUGGCUACAGCCCUGCCAGCGGAUGCAGGACGAGCCAGUUCAGUGACCACUGUCACCAUCGUUAGGGGACAUGGAUACGAGCUGGAGGAACACGAUGUGCAGACCUCCGAUGGUUACAUCCUGACCAUGCAUCGCAUUCCUUACUCCAAAAACACUGGGGACGAUGGCCCACGUCCUGUAGUCUUUCUUAUGCAUGGACUACUCUGCUCCUCUUCCGAUUGGGUGCUUGGAGGACCUCACAGUGGACUGGCCUAUUUACUUUCAGAGGAGGGUUAUGAUGUUUGGAUGGGCAAUGCCAGGGGUAACACCUACUCCAAGAAGCAUGCCACCAAAUCCCCGCUGCUGCAACCCUUCUGGAACUUUGAGUGGCACGACAUUGGUAUAUACGAUCUGCCCGCUAUGAUGGACUACGUCCUUUACCGCACGGGUGUGGAUCAACUGACUUACGUGGGUCACUCCCAGGGAACCACUUCCUUCUUUGUCCUCAAUUCGAUGAUCCCCCGUUUCAAGAGUCGCAUUAGGUCAGCUCAUCUGCUGGCUCCUGUUGCCUGGAUGGAGCACAUGGAGAGUCCUUUGGCUACAGUUGGAGGUCCUUUGCUGGGUCAGCCCAACGCCUUCGUGGAGCUGUUCGGCAGUGCGGAAUUCCUUCCUAAUACCCAGUUGAUGAACCUGUUUGGAGCUAUUCUUUGUAAUGAUGAGGCCAUUUCGCAAUUCAUGUGCACCAACACCCUGUUUCUUUUGGGUGGCUGGAACUCGCCGUACAUCAACGAAACCAUGCUGCCUGAAAUUAUGGCAACCACCCCGGCCGGAUGCUCUGUGAAUCAAAUCUUCCACUACCUGCAGGAGUACAACUCCGGCUACUUCCGACAGUUUGACUAUGGCAAAACGCGCAACAAGAAGGAGUACAGCAGCAAGACUCCGCCGGAAUACGAUGUAGAGGGCAUUGAGGUGCCCACCUACCUUUACUACAGUGAUAACGACUACUUCGCCAGUCUGAUCGACGUGGAUCGCCUAAGGUACACCAUGAAUCCGAGUGCCCUGCGAAGCGCAUAUCGCCUGCCGCAGGAAAAGUGGAACCACAUCGACUUCCUUUGGGGACUGAAUGUUAAGGAAAUUCUUUAUGACCGGGUCAUCGAUGACAUCAACAAUGCAUAAACGUGCGCUGCAAAUAAAGCGACAGACGUUGUGAUAAAAAAA
Molecule: messenger RNA, 1282 nt
Organism: Drosophila ficusphila
Lineage: Eukaryota; Metazoa; Arthropoda; Insecta; Diptera; Drosophilidae
Product: lipase 3
Exons: 2
Coding region: 44-1240 (398 amino acids)
Biological process (GO): lipid metabolic process
Molecular function (GO): hydrolase activity, acting on ester bonds
Source: RefSeq, a predicted model, not a curated record